This is a messenger RNA of Onthophagus taurus, 3426 nucleotides long. The record is from RefSeq and is a predicted model, not a curated record. Lineage: Eukaryota; Metazoa; Arthropoda; Insecta; Coleoptera; Scarabaeidae.
AUGAGUCUCGUUAAAGAACCGGCACAACUCUUAAAAAAUUUACUUGUUACAAGUGCUAAUUUUCAACGUGCAUGGAAUCUAUUAAUCGAACGAUAUGAAAAUCGGCGCGUAUUGAUUGACUCUCAUUUAUCGAUUCUUUCUUCCGCGCAUUCGAAUAAAUCGGAAUCAGCUUCUGAACUUAAACGAUUGAUAGGCGAAAUUAACGAAGCACUAAGUGCGUUACAAUCUCUCGGAUGCCCCGUGGAUUCAUGGGAUCAUCUUCUAGUGUAUAUGAUCGUGAGAAAAUUAGAUUCAGAAACUAUAAAAGACUGGGAAAAGUCAAUCGGGAACCAUCGUGAUCCCUCGACUUUCGAAGAACUUGAGGAAUUUCUAAUCGGGCGUAUCUACACUCUCGAAGCCAUAGAAAAGCAUUCAGUUUCCAAAAGAAUAUCUUCAACCUUUUCUAAGCCUUCCAAUAUUAAAGCUCAUAACGCAUCUACACCUUCCAACGGUUGUACAUUGUGUGGUGCAGUUCAUUAUAUAGCUUCGUGUCAGAAUUAUCUCUCGAAAACAGCUGCACAACGUGCCGAAUUCGUCAUAAACCGAGGACUCUGUUUCAAUUGUUUGGGACCUCAUACUUAUCGAAGAUGUCGAGUUGCAAAGAGAUGUCGUAUUUGCCGAAAACCUCACCACACGACUCUUCACGAAUCUCCACCAGUUAUACGAUCCAUUCAGACAACGAACACACAAUCAAACUCAGAAGCAACCCAAUCAUCUACACCACAAACAUCAAACAUGAUAAGAACUCAACCUACAACAUCAAGUCAUAUUAUUAAUUCACAUCACAUUCACACUACAGUUUUGCUAGCUACGGCAUUAGUUCGAGUUUCAUCUCCUCGGGGUGAUACGAUCAUUGUUCGCGCUCUUAUCGAUCCGGGUUCGGAGAUUUCCUUCAUAAGCGAAUCGUUGGUACAGCGUCUUAAACUUUCACGAAGAUCAGCUAAUGUUCCCAUAUCUGGAAUUGGUUCACAACAAACUAGCAUUUCGAAUGGUGUUGUUUCAGUUCGGUUGUACUCUGUAAUUGAUUCAUUGAUAUCGUUUACGGAGGAAGCGUUGAUACUCCCAAAACUUACAGCAUAUCUACCCAAAGAACAUUCGACACAAUUGCCUGUAGAAUUUAAUGAUAUCCCGUUAGCUGAUCCAGAAUUUACAUCAUUCAGAAAAAUCGAAUUAAUUCUCGGUGUCGGUUUAUAUUCAAAAGUGUUGCAAGAAGGCGUGCGACGGAAUGGUGACGGUACUUUAAUUGCUCAAAAGACUCAGUUCGGGUGGAUUCUUUCCGGUGUGAUUUCUGAUCAAUCAUCUUCUAUUCGAAAUGCUUACGGUUUUCAAUGUUCGAUUGACAGAGAAUUUCUAGAGCUUAUUCAGUGUUUUUGGAAACAGGAGGAGGAUACUAUGAAAACUCCUUGCCUUUCAAAUGAUGAGCGCGACUGCGAGAGUCACUUUAUUCGAACUCAUUCGCGGGAUCAAACUGGACGUUUUUUAGUGCGCUUACCAUUCCGGAAGUCAACUACCGAACUGGGCAAUUCGUUCAAUGUUGCAAAAAAAGCCUUUAAUCGUAGCGAAAUUAGAUUUGCUCGCGACGAAAACCUUAGAACGCAAUAUAGCCAAUUCAUGCGCGAAUAUCUUGCUCUAAAUCAUAUGAAACAAGUUACAACAAAUUUAGAAGCGGCUCAUUUUUACUUACCUCACCAUGGUGUUGUUCGGGAAACCAGUUCAACUACUCGAUUGCGCGUCGUAUUUAACGGAUCGCAAAAAACUUCUUCGGGUGUUUCGCUCAAUGAUUGUCUGCAUACCAGUCCGAAAAUACAAAAUGAGUUAGUAGACGUUUUGUUGAGGUGGAGACGUCAUCCUAUAGUAUUUGCCUGCGACAUUGAGAAAAUGUAUCGCCAGAUUCUCGUACAUGAAAACGAUCAACCUUUUCAACGCAUAAUUUGGCGCGAAAAUCCAACAGAUGACUUAAAAAGUUACGAACUAACUACCGUAACUUACGGGCUUUCUUGUGCGCCAUACUUGGCGAUACGUUGUAUUCGGCAAUUGUGUAUCGAAAAAGCAGAUAGUCAGCCUCGUGGUGCAGACACACUUCAAAACGAUACGUACGUCGACGAUAUACUGUCCGGUGCUAAUGAUCUCAAUCAAGUCCAAGAACUAAUCUUCGAACUUAAUAAUGUUUUAACUUCCGGAUGUUUUAAGGCAAGAAAAUGGAUAUCCAAUUUGCCUGAAGCACUCUGUUCUUUGCAUUCAGAUCUUCUCGCUACUUCGGACACAUUAAACAUCGAAAGUACAGAUACUCCUCGUGCUCUCGGUCUUUUAUGGAAUAAUAAGACAGAUGAAUUCGUGUUUCGUUUAAAUAUUGAUUACGCGGAUAGCAAAAUCACCAAGCGCUCAGUUUUGUCGUUUAUUGCUAAAUUGUUUGAUCCGCUCGGGUGGCUUUCCCCUUUCAUUGUUACGGCAAAAAUUUUAAUGCAACACCUCUGGACGCGAAAUCUAGAUUGGGAUGAUCUUUUGACUGACGAUUUAGCGGAAAAUUGGAAAUCCUUUAUCAAUAGUUUUCGCGAGACACCGGUAAUUCGAGUGCCUCGUUGGUUGGGUGUUGAUGGCGGGAGUGAGUCGGUCGAAGUACACGGUUUCGCGGACGCGUCCGUUUGUGCGUUUGGUGCGGUUGUUUAUUUGCGACUCCUUAAUCGCGAGCGAGUGCGAGUUACUCUUCUUCUCUCAAAAACUAAAGUGGCUCCACUAAAAAGUAUUACAAUUCGGCGUCUAGAAUUGUGCGCCGCGGUACUACUUGUUCGGUUAGUCAAAAAAGUUCUGACUGUUUUGGCUCUCCACCAUUUGCCGGUUCAUCUUUGGACAGAUUCGACUAUUGCCCUGUCGUGGAUUUGUAGCCAUCCUUCUAAAUGGAAGGAUUUUGUUCGAAAUAGAGUGGUUCAGAUUCAGGACCUGGCUCAAGCGACAUGGCAUCAUGUUCCCGGUCACGACAAUCCAGCUGACUUCGCUUCAAGAGGGAUGAACAUUCAGCUACUUCAACGGGAAACGACUUGGUGGUCUGGACCGUCCUGGUUAUCGGCUCAUCCUUCACAAUGGCCUCUUCUUCGUCCAUCACCAUCAACUGAUGUGAAUCGUGAGCUGCGUUUGAAGCCAACUUCACACGCAACAACUCAGUCCGGCAAUGAUUGGGACUUAAAAUAUAAGUUUUCUUCUUUAAAUAAACUUUUAAGAGUUACUGCCUGGUGCAGACGAAUUUUUAACAGAUCUAAAUUUGACUUUUUUCCAGACAUUCUAUCACCCAGUGAGAUCAAAAACGCAUUAAUGUUUUGGGUGCGCGAGUGCCAGCUUAGCGCGUUCGGAAAUGAACUUACCACAAUUAAAGAAGGACGUUCUCUUCACUGA